Molecule: messenger RNA, 905 nt
Organism: Darwinula stevensoni
Lineage: Eukaryota; Metazoa; Arthropoda; Ostracoda; Podocopida; Darwinulidae
Source: the annotation of a GenBank genome assembly
ACAUUUAUUUCAUUGCAGAUGCCUUUUCGAUUUGGCUCUCCGGAGCACGAUGUGCAUCUGUUGAGAGAAGUCUUGGAUGUGAAGCCCUUCUCCCAGCCGGUCAUGAAAGCUGCAUGGGAGGAUGUGUCAGCUUCUCUCAACGACAUGGGAAUGGCGGUUACAUAUCUAACGUGCCGUGACCGCACCUUGAAGUUGAUCAACAAGCCAGGGAGCGAAGCCGAUUUAGAUGGAGAGAAAGAGCAGCUGCUGCAACAAGUAAGGGAGGAUUACCUUCAAGGAUUGGCAUUGCGCGAGGAAAAGAAAGGCAAACGUGCAAGAGAAGCCUUUAAUAAUGUAACGACAGUGACAUCGUUUUAUCCAUCGCCAUCAACAUUAACUUGGGAUACGGAUGCUUCGACCAUGGGAUCUCCAUCUCCAUCUCCAUCAAAGAGACGUGUCGGUGUCUCUUACUACGAGACCAAAAACAGGAGGGAGGAGGAAAAACUCUCUCUGAAGAAGGAAGCAUUGGCCUUGAAACGAGAGCAGCUCGCUUUCCAGCGCGAUCUAUUCAAGGCCGAGAGAGAGGAGAGAGAACGCAGGGAUGAGCGUGAUCGCAAAGAGAGAGAAGAAAGAAUGAUCGCAGAUCGGGAAGAAAAGCAUGAGAUGCGAGAGAUGAUCAUGCAACUUGUCAAAAAAUAUCGCCAUUAACAAUAAAGAACAAGUGAAAUGAAGAGACACAUCUUGCCUUUUCCAUAUCACGAAGCAACAAAAUAUCAGCAACAAUGAAAUGGCGACUAUCCCUAAUUUACCCCAUUUUCAGCAUAUUUCCGCAUUUGUAUGUGUGCAGUCUCUUUCGGUCGAUGAGAACAUCCCAGAGUCUACAUUUUUUGUCGAAACACUUAGAAUUUCUUUUCUCAUACCUUCUG